GAGGCAAUUAAAACCAUCUCAAUGGAAAGUAGCUCUUGGCUUGUAUGACCAAUCAGAUAUGACAGAACCUUCAACAGUAAUUCAAAACAUUGAUCAAAUAGUUAUAAAUCCUCAUUACAUGAAGCGUACCAAAGAUAGUGAUAUUGCUCUCAUGCACCUUCAACACAAAGUGCAAUAUAGAGAUUACAUACAACCUAUCUGCUUACCAGAAAAAAAUCAACAGUUUUUACCAGGAAUUAACUGCUGGAUUGCUGGCUGGGGUAAUAUUAUGAACGAAGGUCCCACUUCAGAUAUAUUGCAAGAAGCGGAGGUCCCUCUCAUUUCAAAUGAAAAAUGCCAACAAUGGAUGCCAGAAUAUAGUAUUACUGAGAAUAUGAUCUGUGCGGGAUAUGACAUAGGAGGAGUAGAUUCCUGUCAGGGAGAUUCAGGUGGCCCUCUGACAGCUGAAGAUGGUAACAAGUGGUUUUUGGUUGGUGUAACAUCAUUUGGCCGUGAGUGUGCACUUCCCAAACGACCAGGAGUGUAUGUUCGAGUCACCAUGUUUGUGGACUGGAUCAAAAAAUUCAUCUAUUAG
Antrostomus carolinensis (chuck-will's-widow) is the source of this 574-nucleotide messenger RNA. RefSeq names its product enteropeptidase. Lineage: Eukaryota; Metazoa; Chordata; Aves; Caprimulgiformes; Caprimulgidae. The transcript is spliced from 4 exons. The record is from RefSeq and is a predicted model, not a curated record. Gene Ontology annotation, biological process: proteolysis. Gene Ontology annotation, molecular function: serine-type endopeptidase activity. The annotation marks the transcript as partial.